Molecule: messenger RNA, 883 nt
Organism: Ooceraea biroi (clonal raider ant)
Lineage: Eukaryota; Metazoa; Arthropoda; Insecta; Hymenoptera; Formicidae
Product: 60S ribosomal protein L10
Biological process (GO): translation
Cellular component (GO): ribosome
Molecular function (GO): structural constituent of ribosome
Source: RefSeq, a predicted model, not a curated record
GUAAUCGUUUGCUUAUGUGGCCAACUUCUCACCAUAGACAACAAAAGUUCACGUUAUUAAAGUAACCUCCUUUCGAUUUGGUUAAGUCGAAUCGGACGGAGUGGCUCAAAAUGGGGCGCCGUCCAGCCAGGUGCUAUCGCUACUGCAAGAAUAAGCCGUAUCCGAAAUCGAGAUUUUGUCGGGGUGUACCAGAUCCAAAGAUCCGAAUUUUCGAUCUUGGUAAAAAGAAAGCAACCGUUGAGGACUUUCCAUUAUGCGUACAUCUAGUAUCGGACGAGUAUGAGCAAUUGAGUUCCGAAGCUUUGGAAGCUGGACGUAUUUGCGCCAACAAAUAUAUGGUGAAAAACGCUGGCAAGGAUCAAUUCCAUAUUCGUAUGAGGCUUCAUCCGUUCCACGUUAUUCGCAUCAAUAAGAUGUUGUCAUGCGCUGGAGCUGAUAGGCUCCAAACGGGAAUGAGAGGUGCUUUUGGCAAACCCCAAGGGACCGUUGCCAGAGUGCACAUAGGUCAACCCAUCAUGAGCAUACGGUCCUCCGACCGUCACAAGGCGGCGGUUAUAGAGGCUCUGCGACGUGCCAAAUUCAAGUUCCCUGGUCGUCAGAAGAUUUACGUAUCGAAGAAAUGGGGUUUCACCAAAUACGAUCGUGCUGAUUAUGAGGAACUGAAAGUGGCGGGUCGCCUUGCGCCGGACGGUUGCAAUGUCAAAUAUCUGCCUGAGCACGGGCCGCUCGAAGAAUGGAAGAAAUUCAGGAAAAUACUUGCUGCGGCCUAAAUGACAAUUUACAUUUUUGUACAGUGUAUUUUGCAAGAUACGAAUGUAAAUCCACCUUUGAAUACAAACAAUUGUAUUUUCGUAUCAAUUACAACAUUGUGCAGAAAGAACAA